AAUGCAUUCUGUCUGAAGUUUAUUUGCUCUUAUAUUAUAUUCUAUGGUCUCUCUAUCCAGAUUGCUAUACUGCUGAGCUUCUGUACCUGUGGUUUGUGCGACUUUGAUUGCUAUUCCUGAGCGAUUUUUUGGCUUCCCCUUUAGUUCGAUCAAUUCUAUUCUGGUCUGAGCUUGGGAAAAGCCACUUUCGACUGAGGGUCUCCCUUGGGUGCCCCGGCCUUGUGCCGGUCCUCAAGUGUGAGGAACCCCUCACUAUACGAACCAGAAGAGUUUAACAGCUGGCACUUCUGGUUCCAACGGCACCUUCUGGCACACCUUUUUUAAGAGGUAAUGUUACUGAUCUUUAACCAUUUGUUAUGUAGCAAGUGUGUCCAGAAUACUAUUUAAUACUGAUAUAAUGCCCCUUUGUAUCACUUGCCUUUAGGUGGCUGUACUUUGAGGCAGCAGAAUGCCAGAGGUAAAGGUGCUUUUCGCAGUCCUGGAGGACUAUAUUCACCAGCAGACGAUCGAUGAGGCCCUUUAUGGCUAUUAUGAACAUCAAUACAUUCGAAGAUUUCCGGACAUCGACGACUGGGAUCAUUUCAUCAACCAGUAUUAUAUUGAUUAUGAUGUUGGACAUCUGAGGGACAUGGCCCACUUCAUCGUAAUGGAUGCCUAUAGGAAACAACUUGAGGAGCUGGAGAUCACGCUUUAUGGCAUCCAUAAAGUCCUGGCUUUGUCGGAAGAGCAGGAGCACGACGUGGAGCAUAUUUUGGACCAAUAUGAAGAGACGCAGCAAGCCCGGCGAGUUGUGGGAUCUAGACUCGAAGGCUUGCAUAAUAAAAUCGUGGCAAGGCAGAAGGAGCUGGAGGAAUCUGCUAAGAUCAAAUCAGAAGAACAACGAGAGGAGGAGCCCCCUGUGGUGGUGGUGGAGCCCAGGCUGAGCACCAGGAGGAGGCUUACAAAAGCCAUAAAGAGGAAAUUUCAGAGGAUUCGGGUAAGCUAUUUAAUGUCAUUUUCUUAUCGUUCCACCAGACGAGUCCUUCUGGAUUUUAUUUCCCUUUUCCGAGACCCUCCACCUCCCUGA
Messenger RNA from Xenopus tropicalis (tropical clawed frog), 1066 nucleotides. RefSeq lists its product as uncharacterized. The record is from RefSeq and is a predicted model, not a curated record. NCBI's taxonomy places the organism in Eukaryota, Metazoa, Chordata, Amphibia, Anura, Pipidae. The coding region runs from base 449 to 1066 and encodes 205 amino acids. The transcript has 9 exons.